AUGGCCUCCGACCAGUCACAAUGUCAGGCCUUGCAACUUUCUGAUGGCCAGAAAUGCAAGGACGAGGCCACAAAUGCCAAUGGCCUCUUCUGUAAGCUCCAUGCCAGGCAGGCUUUCGGCUUAUACAAGGGCUACAAACGGCGCAAUGCCCAGCUAGAUGCGCUCGACGAAGAGUCGCCUCCGUACCUAACGAACACGCAAGUUCCUCUCGCGAACGAAACUUUCGAAAGUAUUCAACACGAGAACGUGCUUCGAGAAGUUCACUCUCAUCUAUUUGGCAAGUAUGUAUUGCUCAGCAAGGUCAUCGAAGCUCGCAAACUUCACCACAGGCACUUCUACCCACUCCAGGUUGAUUAUGGCCAUCAAGCAUACGUCGAUAAGCUCAGCAGCCAGCGUCACACUAUUCUUCGCGCUUUGGAGACACUCGAAAAGCGAACUGCGCAAGUAUUGUAUCAAAAGGAGCAAUGGUUUACAUGGGUUCGCAAGGUCCAGGAGAAGGAAGAAGCAAAUCGAGUGAAGGAACAGAAAAAGGUCAAGCAAGAAGCUGCUUUGUUUAGGCGACACAUGAAGAACCUGCGGACAAGGCUAGACCUGAUGCGACAAAAUGAGGAAAAGAUGUGCCAAGAUGCAUACCUCAACGACGCUUAUUGGGAGCGAUUGUCCUUGUCGGUAGAUAAGUCGGCAGAUGGGACGUGGGACCCCAUUGAAGAUAUGGAACACGAGAAGCGGCAUCGUUACAUUGACUUGAUCAAGCACUUCCUCUGGCUGGAGGUGCUGGACACAGACGAGGCCAAAACCCAUUUGAAUGGCUCAAAUACCAAAACCGAAGAGAUUGGUCCUUAUGGUGAGCCUCAAACACCCACCACGAAGCCGAGAAAAAAGUCAAAGACAAAAGGUGGAGCUUCUAAAUCCAACGCCGGAGGUCACAACUCUGCGGACGCAGGCAUGGCCUAUAGAGGCCAGAAGAAGCUCUUGGUAAUGCAGCAGAGCUCGCAAACCGCCAGUAGCACUGAUCUAGAAGAGCCAGAUAAGAACAACAUCGAGACAGAAGAGGAAAUGAGGAAACGCCUGAGCCAAGGAGUCAAGAAGAAUUACGACAACAUUUGGGGCUUUCAGCUUGUCGGUACGUUGGAGAACCCUCAUGAGACCCAUGAAAGGACAGCACCGAUGACGGAUGACGAGAUCGAAUCGGUCGUCAACGAUAUCAGGGAGAUCAAACUGCUACUGUUUAGUCGCCUGCUCCUUGCACAAGCGUCCCUGUUGCCUGCUGCGCUACGAGCCAGCAGUGUGCAGGAAUUUCUCAGCGACGCGGAGGUUAGCGAAUCUGAUCUGCGGGAUCUCUGUUUGAAGUUAGAAGAGCCUACUCUCCAAGUCAUUAGAGAUGCAUGUGCCGACUUUGCCCGCGGAGACAAAGCAGAUGAGGAUACCCAACACAUCACUGACGACGAAGACGAGACCUUUGAAGAACUGCUCAAUGACCAGCGACGAUAUUCACACCUCCAUACUCAUGACUGGUUCCUCGACAAGGUUGUCGGCAAAAAGGCAAAGCUUCCACGGCAGAAGACCGCAUCCCCGUUGCACAAAAUGAAAGUCACCAUUUGUGGCAAAAGCAUCUGGAAUCACGCUAGCGAGAAGGCAAUGUCCCGAGACGGUUGGCUUCAAUUCUCAGUCUUGGCCAAGGACUGCAGCCUUGAAGACGCCAUCCAGCUCUGCCGGAACUGGGCUGAGUUUUCAGACCUGAACCUCCUCACUCUAUGGCAAUACUUUCCAGCCUCGAAUUGGCUCUCUUGGGGCAGCCACAGGUUGAUCCAGCAGCUUCAGGAACUAGAAUUUUUCCCGUAUUUUGUUGAUCUCGAUGCCCAACAGCACAGCCGCCAUAAUCAGGUCGGUGGUCGAAGCCAAGGUCGGCGUCAGCAUGAUAUCGUCGAGACGAGAAAUAUCGUUGUCGGCCACAUGAAACGCAACAACCCGAUCACUCGACGUUUCCUGCAGUAUCUUUUGAUGCGGGCCGGAGAGCUGUUGGUCUUGGUACGGGAUGGCAAGACCGGCCGCGUCAUCACAGCGCCUCCUGAGGAACACUUGUGGACAUAUCGCAAGAAGCAGGGCAUUGGAAGGGCUUCGAAGAAUGAAUGGGUGAACGUCUUGGAGGUGGGACCUGAAUACUUUGACAUGACCGAUGCGUUGCGAAAAUGGCGCCUUGGGUUCGAUGACUAUUACGACGUCUUCAUUUGGGACUUUGUGCCUGGUCAAUCGUCAAUGGUCACGUACAACGUGAUUAUAGCUGAACUCAGGAAUGCAUGGCGCAUUACACAACCUCGCGACAUCUAUGCUCAUAUGGAGCCACUCCUCCGAACCAUGACUAGGGAGAAAGACUCAAUGCGCACUCGACAAAUCAGGGCAGGUGAGGACGUCGAGAGCCUCUGGGAUAGUCUGAUGGAUGACAGGAACGAAUUCCUCAUGUUCAGUAUUGACGGAAAGAGUGUGGCUAGUCGCAGCGCAAAGGAGUUAUCCACGUCACCGUACGUGUUCUACUGCGAGGCUAACGUUGUCGAGGAUGAGGUCCUGUUUCCAGAUGAAUUGGUCUCUGGCAAGCAAAAUAUGCCUUUCAGAGAGAUCAGAAAUGGCAUCAAUCGCAUCGAGAGUGGCAUCUUGCCCAGCGCAGCCCGGCAUCUCGCGAAAGGCGUGGAGAUUUUGAACCAGGGUAAGGGUCUCAUGGCAGCGCUCCAUGGUACGAGAGAUGAUGAAAAAAACAUCUGGGCCUUACCCAAGGUCUGGGAGUCCGGAAUGAAGCAGGUACGCCGAGAGGAACCUACGGGAGAACAAAGCAAGCUCCUCAAACGUACCGGUCUUGAUACCACCCACAAGAGACCAUCAUUCGGGCAGCGACUUGACAAGGUAGACUGCAUGGAAAACAUGGAACGCGACAGAUCUUUCGAGUUCAAAGAGUCAUUUCAUGCCGGGGAUCUCGAGCCAGGAAGUGUCCAGAAAUAUUUUGAAGUCCAGGACAAAAUCGACAAAAUGCUCAAAUACGAUUAUCCCGGCCCUACCGACUGGGUAUGGUUCAUCGGAGAGGUACUUGAUUGGCUUCAUUUGCGAGCAGAGUACAAUGGCUAUGCACAGGAUCCUUCCGCACCAUGGCCACAUAGCUUUAUUAUCCAAGACAUGGUUCGGGCAUUUGUAGCCAUGGCUAUGUUCUUUCCUGACCUCGGCGUCACUGCGAUUGUGACCAACUUCCUAAAGUUGGACCAGUGCGAGGAUUUCAGGAACUCGCUCCUGUUUGACCCCAAAGAGCGAAGCAUGAGCCGACCUGAUCGACGAAGCCGAACGAGUUACAAGUUUCGUAGUCAAGAGUUCUGGGCGAAUUGGAAGACAGUCACGAAAACCACGAGAUACUACGCUGAUGUAUACCCCUUCGAUUGGAGCCUUGCGAUUCGUCCUAUCGUAGCUCACUUGUAUCGGGCAGGAAUUGUUGCGCCAGCAUACUAUCAAAAUGACCCACAAGUCGUCUCGGGAAUGGCCACGGCCAACACGGAGCCUCACCGUCCCGACAAACUAGACCUCUUCAUCAACUAUGAAGACCGUUAUGGCAACUUCCCCACGAAAUACCCACUAUUCUUUACUGCCCCAGAUGAAUGGCCAGUGCUGCUGCCGCAUGCACGGAACUUCGCCAACGCACAUCACAACGCCCGCUUUGCCCUCCUCCGGCUUUGGUCGGCGCCACACUUCUACCCUCUCAUGGUCGGAAUACAGAACCGGCAGGGAACCAGCUUUCUCGACAGCGCCGGCCGAUCUUGGCAGUGGAAGUUUGUGCCCAAAGACAUGCCCGGCAGCGAGUUCAGCGCACAUCACACCACUUGGAGAAGAUUGGAGCUGCUACGGGAACAGUUUGGAGACCGUGUGGUGAGCCGCGGGGACUUAGUUCUCGCCAUGGGAGAGGAUGCUGGGGACCUGUUGAGAACUUGUACGGCUGUGACGUUCGCCAUACAGACAAAGCCGUGGCUGCGAGAGAUUGACCUGUGGAAGAGUUUCAUUAACGUUGAUCUGGAAUUCUUACAGCAUUUAGAUGAGUUUUGGCUAGAUUAG
Pochonia chlamydosporia 170 is the source of this 4083-nucleotide messenger RNA. RefSeq names its product mfs allantoate protein. The record is from RefSeq and is a predicted model, not a curated record. NCBI's taxonomy places the organism in Eukaryota, Fungi, Ascomycota, Sordariomycetes, Hypocreales, Clavicipitaceae. The coding region runs from base 1 to 4083 and encodes 1360 amino acids. The transcript has 5 exons.